This is a messenger RNA of Thamnophis elegans (Western terrestrial garter snake), 1771 nucleotides long. It is a transcript of the gene PGK1, whose product is annotated as phosphoglycerate kinase 1. The record is from RefSeq and is a predicted model, not a curated record. Gene Ontology annotation, cellular component: cytosol. Bases 114 to 1367 code for a protein of 417 amino acids. Lineage: Eukaryota; Metazoa; Chordata; Lepidosauria; Squamata; Natricidae. Gene Ontology annotation, molecular function: phosphoglycerate kinase activity; ADP binding; ATP binding. Gene Ontology annotation, biological process: gluconeogenesis; glycolytic process. The transcript is spliced from 11 exons.
GUGGCCUGCCUCGACCUUGCCGUAAGAGCCCCGCGGUCUCGCGCACUCUUUCUCUCGCUCGCUCACUCACUGCUUCAACCGGACGUCGCUUUUGCUUUGCCGGAUCCGCCAAGAUGUCGCUCUCCCACAAGCUCACCCUCGAUAAAGUCGACGUGAAGGGCAAGCGCGUCGUCAUGAGGGUUGAUUUCAAUGUACCAAUGAAGAACAACCAAAUAACCAACAAUCAAAGAAUCAAGGCAGCAAUCCCAAGCAUCAAGCAUUGUCUGGACAAUGGUGCCAAAUCUGUAGUAUUGAUGAGUCAUCUGGGCCGCCCCGACGGAGUUCCAAUGCCUGAUAAAUUUUCUUUGGAGCCAGUAGUAGCUGAACUCAAAUCACUGCUUGGCAGGGACAUCAUAUUCCUGAAAGACUGUGUGGGAUCAGAGGUAGAGUCAGCUUGUGCCAGUCCUGCAGAUGGCUCCGUAAUUCUCUUGGAAAACCUCCGAUUCCAUGUAGAAGAAGAAGGAAAAGGGAAGGAUCUUUCAGGCAAUAAGAUCAAGGCUGAUUCUGCAAAAGUGGAUGCUUUCAGAGCAUCACUUUCUAAAUUAGGAGAUGUUUACAUUAAUGAUGCUUUUGGGACUGCACAUAGAGCUCACAGUUCCAUGGUUGGGGUCAAUCUGUCUCAAAAAGCUGCUGGCUUUCUAAUGAAGAAAGAGCUGGAUUAUUUUGCUAAAGCUCUGGAGAGCCCAGAACACCCCUUUUUGGCAAUCCUUGGAGGAGCUAAGGUUCAGGAUAAGAUUCAGCUAAUCAAUAACAUGCUGGAUAAGGUCAAUGAAAUGAUUAUUGGUGGUGGAAUGGCCUUCACCUUCCUCAAAGUACUCAACAAUAUGGAGAUUGGCAACUCUUUGUUUGAUGAAGAAGGAUCAAAAAUAGUCAAAGACCUGAUGGCCAAAGCUGAGAAGAACGGUGUCCGGAUCACUUUGCCUGUCGACUUUAUCACUGCAGACAAAUUUGAUGAGAACGCUAACACUGGGGUAGCUACCUUGGCCUCUGGCAUCCCUGCAGGCUGGAUGGGAUUGGAUUGUGGCCCUGAAAGCACUAAGCUCUUUGUCGAAGCUGUGGGCAGAGCCAAGCAAAUUGUGUGGAACGGCCCAGUUGGUGUCUUUGAGUGGGAGAAGUUUGCCAAAGGAACCAAAGCCGUGAUGGAUAAAGUAGUGGAAGUUACCAGCAAAGGCUGCAUCACCAUUAUCGGUGGAGGAGACACUGCUACCUGCUGUGCUAAAUGGAAUACGGAAGAUAAAGUUAGCCAUGUUAGUACAGGAGGUGGAGCCAGUCUGGAACUUCUAGAAGGUAAAGUUCUUCCAGGUGUCGAUGCUCUGAGCAGCGUGUAAUGCGUAGAACGUGGGAUAAAUGAACACCCCUUAUCUGACUGUUCCUCUGCGCCAGCAUUUAAAGUAGAUACUGACUGUUCAAGCAGCAGAGCACAUGCUGUACACUGGAAGCAAGCGGAAUCAGGCUCUGUUCUGUAAAGAUGACUGUUUACAUAAUGCUGAUUUGUCUGUUGCUAUCUCAUCUGACUUACUGUGUUGCUAAAGCAGCUUCUGUUAUUUUCACAGUGUACAUAUCCAUAUUUUAGCCUUUUAAAACAGGUGGUUCCCUGAUGUCAGAUUUUCAAAACCAUCAGUUUGCUUCUGUGGUACUUUAGCUGCUUCACACAAUCCACAAGCAGGCAAAGAACAUACAUUUCAGGAUAUGAAUGUAAGCUUUCAAAUAAAUGUUUAAGUGUGAGUAGAAA